Molecule: messenger RNA, 588 nt
Organism: Pieris macdunnoughi
Lineage: Eukaryota; Metazoa; Arthropoda; Insecta; Lepidoptera; Pieridae
Source: the annotation of a GenBank genome assembly
AUGACGCAUUCUCACUUUCAAAAAUGGCGCAGCGUUAGAGAGAUUGUUGAGAACGUUAACAUACUAGAAAACUGUGUUGGUCUUUUACAGCCCAUGGAAAAAGUAACGUCCGGGCAUUCUGGCGAAUCGUAUCCGACGCUAUCGUGUACUAUACCAAUAGUCAGAGGUCUACAAAAUUCGCUUCACAAUAAGUCUCCAAAAACCGAAGCUGGAAGGCAUGUUCAGCGGUCGCUGCUGGAAGUCAUUGAUAAAAGAUUAAGUGUUUAUGAUUCCAACAGAACAGCAGCAAAGGCCACCUUACUGGAUCCACGUUUAAAAAAAAAAGGUUUUGGUGUAGAGAGCAAUGCUGAAAAUGCGGUUAAAUUUGUCCUUGAGGAAUUUGCUCAAUACCUGGUUCAACACCCACCAGUUGGGGAAGAUAAUCUGUUGCAGACUGUAUCUACGGCGCAAACUCUUACAGAUGGCCAUGAUGAUGAAAUCUGGGAGUUUUUUGACAGAAAACUCAUUGAAACAGUCACACAGCAAACACCAACAUUACCCGCUUCAAUAGUUUUAAAACAAUAUUUAGCUUUUGCCCUUCCUAGAUAG